GAUUAAAGGCGUGGCCACCAACACCGGACGAAAGGGAGGUUGAAUAAACUUAGUUUGUGUAGGCACUCUUAUGUAAAGUCUGGCAUGGCCUGAACAGCAGUCCAGUGAAGUGACAUAUGGUGGUCAUGGUGACACACGCGUUGCAACUUGUGUGCUGGCCUUUGAAACGUCCUUUCUGUUGUCCUCAGUGGCAAGACAAUCCAUGGUCUCAGCUUUGGCUUCUCGGGUGGGGGUUGGGAGCAAAGUGAUAAUGGAAUGUAUUGGCCUGUUUUCCUGUUUCUAAACAGAAUCCCGAGAUGGUUGUGGUUUUCCAGAAGGGCGUGGGAGUUGUGUACUUUAGCUCCCCACAGCCUUUUGUAGGCCAGGUGUUUCUGACUUGGAGACACUGUCCAUUUUAGUUAGUAUAAACAUGAGUAGGUAUGUAUACUGGGCACAUACAUGCACAUAUGUACAUUCUCACCCUGUAUGCCUUUUGGAGCCUUUGCUGCUUUGGUGUGCUAAAUGGAUCGUCUGGAUUGAUCCUGUGCCUUUUACUAGUGACUAGAUUAUUUGGAUUCAAACAAUUACCAGGGGUCUUAGCUUUUGUUUGUUUGUGGUUCUAAGAUUGGGUCUUGAACAUGCCAUGCCCCUCCCUCUUUAAGGUCUCUUUAGAGGUUCUAGAUGGCAGAUAGAGCCACGCAAGUGUGUGUCAUCUGUUCCCACCUGUGAAAGUCAGGGACAUCUUGUUGCCUGACUCCCAGCCCUGCAGGGCUGCCCAUGAAUGGCUUCCUAGGGCAAGUGAGCCUGUUUGACAGAUGGAAGUCCAGCGUGUUCAGCCCAGAAGACAGCUCACAGGGUCGUAUCUGACCCCUGGGGGUGCACUCUACAUCUGGUGCCUGUCCCCAGUGAUAACAGUGAAGUGACACAGAACGGUGUGACUCCGAGACUGUCUUUUAGUCUAACACUUGUGAUAGGAAAGAAAUAGGAUUAGUGUAAAUCCUGUAGUUUACAAAAAUAAUUAUUGACACUUUCUCAGAUAUCAAAUUAAUAGUAACCUUUCAGCUCCUUUGUAUAGUCCUCAUAUAUGCAUGUGGACAUACUUUAUACCAUCUUGUCUGUGCAUGUGUGGUGCUAGGGAUUGACCUGGGGCUUCAUCCAUGCUCCAUUAGGACUACCACUGAGCUAUAUCCUUGCCUAUAAAGACAUUUGAGGUGGGACAUUCCAAAGCCUGCUAGUGUACUGCAGUUGUACUGUGCAAGGUUCUGGCAUGGAGAGGCCUCUGGAGUGUCUCAUGCCUGACGUAGCAUGCAGUCCUGACACAGUUAGAGGUAGCACAUGGAUGCUUGUCUACAGGGGCCUGCUUCCUCAGGAGUGCGGCAUUUGAGUCUGUUGCGUUCUCCACUGUUGCAGGGCCUGCAGACUUUCAGCUGAACUCUCAUCUCUCAACACUGGCAAACAUUCAUAAGAUCUACCAUACCCUUAACAAGCUAAAUCUGACAGAAGACGUUGGCCAAGACGAUCACCAAACAGGAAGCCUGCGGUCCUGCAGUUCUUCAGACUGCUUUAGUAAAGUGAUGCCACCAAGGAAAAAGAGAAGACCUGCCUCUGGAGAUGACCUAUCUGCCAAGAAAAGCAGGCAUGACAGCAUGUACAGGAAAUAUGAGUCAACUAGAAUAAAGACUGAAGAAGAGGCCUUCUCCAGUAAGCGGUGCCUGGAGUGGUUUUAUGAAUACGCAGGAACUGACGAUGUCGUGGGUCCUGAAGGCAUGGAGAAAUUCUGUGAAGACAUUGGUGUUGAACCUGAAAAUGAAGAAGAUGUGUUGUUUAAUGAACCCCGACAAGCUGUCAGUCAGUUGGAUGCAGCCCACAAAGCAAGUGUCGAGGUCAAUGCUUGUAAAGCCUUUUUGCCUCCACUAACAAGCGCUUUAAAGGUAGUCAUGCUUGUCCUGGCUUGGAAAUUGGAUGCACAAAACAUGGGCUAUUUUACUCUGCAGGAAUGGCUGAAAGGAAUGACUGCUCUACAAUGUGACACAACAGAAAAACUCAGAGCUACUUUGGAUUACUUAAGAUCAUUAUUAAACGAUACAACAAACUUUAAGCUCAUUUACAGAUACGCGUUUGACUUUGCACGGGAAAAGGACCAGCGCAGCCUAGACAUAAACACUGCCAAGUGCAUGCUGGGACUGUUAUUAGGAAAAAUCUGGCCCCUUUUUCCAGUUUUUCACCAAUUCUUAGAGCAAUCAAAAUAUAAAGUGAUAAACAAAGACCAGUGGUGCAAUGUGCUAGAGUUCAGCAGGACAAUCAGUCUGGACCUCAGCAACUAUGAUGAAGAUGGAGCGUGGCCAGUUUUGUUGGAUGAAUUUGUGGAAUGGUAUAAAGACAAACAGAUGUCCUAGGACUUUAUGAUAGCGGCGAGAGAGAGUCACUGUUACCACGGUUACGUCACCCAUUAGCCAUAAACUGCUGUUUGUAUCCAAGCGCAUGCUGCUUUCUUGCACUGUCUCCCUCCUGCAGGGGUGUUUUGGUGUUUGCUAUUGAAUGGGCCGCGCUGCUUGCUGUGUACAUUGUUCUCUUGGAGGCUGCUCGGCAGCCGGUUUUCACACUACAGAUUGGUGAAUUGGCCAACGUCCUCACUGUGAUUAUGUGUACAUUGCUGUUUCAAUUUUGUAUAUGUGUAUAAAAUGAAAAGCUUCACCUAGAGAUUAUUUCUGCAAAAAUGUAUUGUAAAAAUAAUUUUGUGGCAUAUUUCUAGUCCCUUUUUUUUCCCCAAAUGAACCAACUAUACUUUAUUUGGUCUCAGAUGUAGCAUUUCAGAAAACGUUAUAACUGUCCCCAUGAGCGAAUAUUGCCAGAAUUAACCUCAUUGCCUAAGAGGCCAACUUCUGGAAGAAGUAGGAGUCAUGACUUACAGUGGCGUAUGCCAAAUGUGACUUGGUGUUUUAAAGUGAUAAAACCUUACAACUAUUUGAGCACACAGACAUAUAACAUUCUACAAAGCAUCUUUAACACAAAGGUAUGUAUAGGUUUAUGGGUUUUUAUUAUUAUUAAUUUCUUAUUUUUUUUAAUGUCAACACUGUUGGUAGCUUGACCAUAGGUACAAGUGAACAAAUUAAAAUUGCUCCUUAUUUUAAACUGAAGCUUAAGUUUCCAUAAACCUUUUUGCUGUUUCCCCCUUUGUGUUCCUCUAGCAGUGUUUGGUCUGCGGAAGCUCUCUGUGCCACUGUGAGUAAAAUGUCCUUUGCCACCCCCAUGAGCCUACUGGUUUGCUGCCGGUUUAUAACUGCAAAGCACUUUUAGCUGUGUCUUGAGUUUUUAGUUACUCUUUCAUGGUGUCUGUAAUCUCCCAGGAUUUGUUGUUUGUUUUUUUUUUUUUAAAGACCACAAGCGAGAGAGAUUUUGUGUUCUAUCUUUGUUUCUUCUGUGCUAGGCAUUUCCUGGCAACAUGUCCAUUGCAGGCAGUGGACUCAAAACCACCAGCAUUGAGCUAACCCUGUUCACAUUGGGACCUUUCCCAGAGGGGCCAUUAUUGUUAUUCCCUGAGUCACGUGUUCAGAAGGGUGAUAGCCAUUAUGUGGAUUAGAAAACCAGAGCCAACACAAUGGUGUUUUGGGGUUUGUAUUUUAUGUCUUAUUUUUUUAAUUUUUAUUUGUUUGCCUUGCCCCUCUUGAGGAAGUGUAUAGUUAACAGGUUUUUCCCAGUUAUUUGGUGCUAUGACUCACUCAGUCCCUGCAGUUUGUGAAACCUAAUCUGAAGAUGUAACCCAAUGAAGAGCUAAGGCUUGUUUGCCGGGCGAAUGGUAUAGCGGAGUAAGAUCCGUGCCUGCCCAGGCCGGCGAUGGCUGGAAGAUGUUGGGAUGAUUGGUCAAAAAGAAAGUCUUACAUCAAAUGUGAACCUUAAAUGGCAUUAAAUGAGCGAAGCACACAGACAAUGCUACCCCUAUCACCGUUUUACAGUUUCUUUUCAAAGUGUUGCGAUUUUCAUAUUAUUUCUUUCCCUGAUUGAACCACCAAAGACAGAAAUGUUGUAUGUAUAUAUCGUGUGCGUGCAUAUACAAAAUCAUGGUGUGGUAGAAUGCAACUACUUGCCUUUUUCUACCAAAUAAUGAGGUUUGGUUUGCUGUGAAAUAAACCAGAAGUUUAAAAAACUACUCAAUGUUGCUUUAGCAUACUUAAAUCAUCAUCCCUUGUGUGUAGUCUCACAAAUUAAUAUCUGAACACAGUGUAAACUUCCUGGGAAAGCACAGCUGUUGAGACUGCCAUGUGAUGGGGUUCCGGCGCAAGCAGGAGUGUGACAGGGGGACUGGCAGGCAGGUGUGGCUCUGUGGAAGACAGUCCCUUUUCGGGUGUACCCGUGGUUAAAGAGUCACUCUUGAGUUGGAUCAGCUGCUGAUUGUCUCAGUGCAAGGAUGGAUCAUAUAUGGGAUUGUUUUAAGCGUUGUGUGAGAAUCUGGAGAAUGUUUUGAACAUUUAAGCACAGCAUAUCUGGGAAUCAAGGGUCGUCACCAGGAUGAAAAAUUAAUUUCAUCCACCGUGAACAUUUUGAUGAGAGACUCAAGUAACAACCUUCGUGACGUAUGGCGUGGAAGUCGGCAUUCUGGAGGGGAGAAUCACAGAACUCCAUAAUCUCUCAACUGCCUCAAGAACUAUACCGCCGUGACUGCUGCUUGCCCUUGGUUUUCUCCAUCUUGGCCGAGCUAAUUUUCAGGGGAGUCAGACCAAGUCAUAAGACACCUUUUCUUGAAGAAUUGCCAAGUUAUGCAAGUUGAAUGAUCACCAAGAGCACUUAGCGGCCGGCGUUGGAAGAAGCUGGGGGACCUUCCGGUCUCCAGUUCCUGAGCUCCAUCCGCCUUUCUUCUCUUCACUUGUGUUCUAGUGCAUUGCAGCGCCCUCUAGCUAGGGAACAUGACUUGUAGAUGUUUACGCAGCACUAGCUAGAAGCCACCUGGCUAGAUUUCCCAGGUACCCAUGGUAGCCUUAGGCGCGCCUCUUUUGAAGCAUGAACUCUGAGUUCAGUAUUUAUAAGUCUAAGUAGACAAACCUCUAGAUUCUGGUUUAACAGAUUUCUGUUGCCACUGAGUCUCCAUCCUAACAAUACUUUUGAAGUCUAUACAGAAAGCUUUAAGAGUUUAGUCUGUGCCCUUGGUUUUUAUUUUUACAACUGCUAAAAUACCUCUGUAAGCCUUAUCCUUUAUCCUUUCAUAUGUUGUAUAAAAUUGUAUAGAAUUCAUUGACCAACUGAUGCGUUGGGUAUCUGUAAAUGAGACCAAAAUGUGGGUUGCUUUUUUUCAUACAAUAAUUUCUAUCGGGCGUUGCUGUGAAAUGAACAGUAGCCAGCCUAUAACUGUGAAUGCCUUGUGUCGUCAGUAUUUGCAUUACAUUCAUAAAAGUGUGCAAGUCCUGUGACUCCCAGCUUAACUAAAAUACUGUUAUGCCACCCAACUUGAGCACAGCAAACUGGUUUAGGUUCUAAUGGAAUUGAUGUAAAAUGAUAUCCCAUAAAUAAACAAAUAUUUGUGUUUGGUUUCAGAA
This is a messenger RNA of Mesocricetus auratus (golden hamster), 5507 nucleotides long. It is a transcript of the gene Dcun1d4, whose product is annotated as defective in cullin neddylation 1 domain containing 4. Gene Ontology annotation, biological process: protein neddylation; positive regulation of ubiquitin-protein transferase activity. Gene Ontology annotation, cellular component: ubiquitin ligase complex. Bases 1554 to 2375 code for a protein of 273 amino acids. The record is from RefSeq and is a predicted model, not a curated record. Lineage: Eukaryota; Metazoa; Chordata; Mammalia; Rodentia; Cricetidae. The transcript has 12 exons. Gene Ontology annotation, molecular function: cullin family protein binding; ubiquitin-like protein binding; ubiquitin conjugating enzyme binding.